Messenger RNA from Dermacentor silvarum, 1755 nucleotides. RefSeq lists its product as uncharacterized. The record is from RefSeq and is a predicted model, not a curated record. Lineage: Eukaryota; Metazoa; Arthropoda; Arachnida; Ixodida; Ixodidae.
AUGGCCUCCAACACUUCAGUUAAAGAAGGCAUGGAAAUCAACCCGGAGAAAGCGGAGUGCUCAGGCUGGAUCGAAGUCGUGAGCAAGAAGAAGAAACUUACCGAGCGGGCUGAUUCUAACGUGCCCACGUCAGCGAAAGGAAGCGGUAAUGGCGGCUGCCGCACUGCCUCACAGAACGUAUUUAGACGAGUCGUGGAAGCUUCCAGAAUCCCGAACCUUCCCAGGGAUGACUUUAAGACCAUUUUACGGCCUCCUGGAGGGUUGAAUGUUAAGAAGACAGACCUUAUUAUGUUCAAGCGUGCGCUCGCCAAACCGGCUUCCCUAACAGCGGAGCAGGUGUUCGACGACAACUUGUGCACGAAUCCCUUCCAGAACAUUGUUGUGGUUGCCACGGCGUUCGAGGCGAACGCGCACGCCUACGCCAAGAUCCAACAGAUCUGUAUGGGUAAUAUCGUCACAGGAGUAGCGGCCUACGUGGCUGCGUCGGACGACACAUUUAAAGGAGUGAUGCGCGGAAUCAACCUGGAUCUCAGUGACGCAGAACUGACGGAGAUGAUCGUCAACCGGAGGAACCCCGGCGCUCUGGGGAUUCGAAGAAUCAAGAAGACAGCAACAGUGAUCGUGUUGUUCUACGGACAAAAGGUCCCCCAAAACGUCCUGUGUGAUGGUGUUCGCUACCCUUGUUCCUUGUAUCGCAGGCAAGUGGACGUCCCAUCUAAGCCAACAAAAGAUAUAGUGUACAAGCGACACUCCUGUGGACCUCAACCAACAGUGCCAAAAAAGUGCAAGCUAAUAGAGCCUAAAGAAGCCCUUGACGUCGAAGGCUUCUUGGAAAAAAUUAAGGAGGUUGCACCAACGGCAAGGAUAUUUACAAUGACAACUUGCAAACCACAAGUCAAUGCGACUCCAACUGAAAAUGUCAAUGGUUCGUCCCAUCAUGUUGAGGAGGAACCCCUAACAUUAACACUUGAGACACCUCUGGUAGCAUUCACAUCAAGGUUGCUCAGCCGGAAAGGUUUUAAGCAUGAAAGCGUUGAGUGCUUGGCAAGCACUCUUUUCGAAAAAUUGUCCACAGCAGAAAAUGAGGCGAGGAGAAUUGAAGUAGCCACGCGAAAUCAGGCAUGUUGUCCCAUAUGGUACCAACACCGUAAGGGUAGGAUAACGGCAUCACUUUUUAAGGAUGUGUGCAGAUCAAAACGAGUACACUGCACAACUCUGCUAAACAAAAUAUUUAAGGAACCACUGAAUGUGCCUGCUGUGCAAUAUGGUGUUGAGAACGAACCUGUUGCCAAAGAGAGGCUUCUAGCACAUCUGAGCACCAUUCACUCAAAUGCCCACAUUGAGGCAUGUGGCCUCAUGGUGAACCCCAGGUACCCAUUUUUCGGCUGCAGCCCUGACGGAAUUUUCAGAUGCGACUGCCACCAACCUGCACUUGUAGAAAUUAAAUGUCUUUAUAGUCUCAGGGACUGCCAUCCUGAGAACUUAUUAGCUGAAGGCCAAAAAAAGAAUGAGUUCUGCCUUGCAGCUAAUGGGGCUUUAAAAGAAACCCAUGCCCACUACCACCAGGUGCAAGCCCAACUGCACCUGAACCUUGAAAAUAUCAGAACCUGCUACUUCUACAUUCACGUUGAUGCAGGUGGGCUCCUGGUAGUAGUAGAGAGGGACGAAAAUUUCAUGGACUCUCACAUAGACAGUUUGCACAGUUUCUUGAGAGACAUUGUACUGCCAAGAAUAAUUCUAGGAAAUUCUUUGUAG